UUUGACCCUUCCCCCCCUCAGAUGACAGAUCUCAUCUGCGAGUCACCUUUCUCCUUCGGCUCUUCCCUUGACAUUGUCCUUUGAAUAUCAUCUGUAGCAAGAAAUAAAAAUGUGAGCAUCCAAAUCUCAAAUAGUUUUCCGAUUCCCUUCGAAUUAAUUCAUCGUCACUGUUCUCAUGUCGAUGCGUGUUCAGAUCUGAGGUAUCGAAAUUUGUAGCGGAUUCGUCGGAUACUGAUACGGAUCAGGCAUGGAAGACGAGAAGAAGAAGAAGAGAAAUAAGAAGAAGAAGAAGCAGCAGACUAAACCCGCCGCAGAAUCCGUCACCACCUCCACGGAUCUCAAUCAUGUCGACGGCGACACACGCAUUGCUCAAAAUGACAUCGUCCCUGUUUCUGAUCACUCACAAGCGGCUGAAACUGAUGCCGAGAAAGACAAGUCACUGAUCGAUGAGUCUAGUGUAGAAGAUAAAAUCAAACUACUGCAGGAACAGACUGCUUCUUGCAUGCCGAAAGAGGCGGUGCUAGAAGAAACAAUCAAGCAGUUACGUGAUGAAAACGACUCCCACCUGCAGAAAGAGGCUGUUCUGGAAGAAACUAUUAGACGCUUGAAAAGUGAGAAUGAAGCGCACAUGCAGAAAGAGUUUAGUCUGGAGAACAAGAUGAAGCAACUGCUGGAUGAGAUAUCUACAUUUACCCAGAAAGAGGUGAGCUUCGAGGAGACGCUUAGACAUCUUGAACAGGAUAGAGGAUCAUGGUUGGUUAUGGAGAGAUCAUCCAAAGAAACAAUAUCUAGCCUGAAUGAUGAAAUUACACGACUGCGAGAACAGGUUCUUGAUUUGGAAGAAUCUAGGAGCAAUCUUUUAGUCCAGAACAACAGUCUGAUGGGAACUGUAACCAAUCUUCAGGAUCAGAUUCAAAAUUAUGAGAGGAACGUACCCCUCGCCAACACACAAGAUGAACUUAAAAAGAAUGCUUCAGAGGAGGAACUAAACUCGCAGAUCGAAGCAGCAUGUACACUUGUUGAGAAGCUCAUCACCGAAAAUGCAGAACUUGUCGAGAAGGUGAAUGAGUUGUGCAUUAAGCUGAAUCAACAGAGAACGCUGCACAGAGUUUCUUCAUCCGACGGAAGUGAUUCACUGCCUGUAGCCACCGAGACUACAAAGGUCAGAGAAGACCGGUUCAGUGCAUCAUCCACCCAAGGCAGCCUCCCUGUUAAACCUGAGUGCUUAGAAGAAAUACCCAUACAUGACGAGGCGAUUCACAGUAGGAGCAAUGGCGACAAUACGCAGGUAGAGCCUGCAAUGGUGAACACGAAAUCCCCAUUAGAUGAAACGGAAGAAACAGUGCCGGUUUCUAUGAAUCCCGAGGGAGACGUAGAUGUGGAGGCGCAAGUGGUAGAGCAGGAAGAACCUUUGCCUAUAACCGAUGCUCCGCUGAUCGGUGCUCCCUUUCGGCUCGUCUCUUUCGUUGCGAGGUACGUUAGCGGGGCUGACUUGGUGGAGAAUAAUAAGACCUUGUUAUCUCGAUAUUAGUCUUUUGGACAUUAUCCGUAUACUUACUAAUACACAAUUGAGCAACAGAGAGAGAGAAUAUCCAGCAGUUAGGUUAUUUAUCUGUUUCUGCCCGGAGACCAGGUUCUUGACUGGGACAGUUUCCGACACUGAAAGAUCUUGUUUAACUUGAUAUUUACAGGACAUUCAGUUUUGUUUAUUA
This is a messenger RNA of Tarenaya hassleriana, 1712 nucleotides long. Its product is annotated as rho-associated protein kinase 2. Bases 248 to 1531 code for a protein of 427 amino acids. The transcript has 11 exons. The record is from RefSeq and is a predicted model, not a curated record. NCBI's taxonomy places the organism in Eukaryota, Viridiplantae, Streptophyta, Magnoliopsida, Brassicales, Cleomaceae.